Molecule: messenger RNA, 669 nt
Organism: Entrophospora sp. SA101
Lineage: Eukaryota; Fungi; Glomeromycota; Glomeromycetes; Entrophosporales; Entrophosporaceae
Source: the annotation of a GenBank genome assembly
AUGGCAUCAUUAUCGUCAAAUUUCACAUAUGACUAUAUUGUUAAGUAUAUUAUAAUCGGUGAUACAGGUGUUGGAAAGCAUCUUUUAUGGAAUAAAAAAAAUUCAAAAAUUAUUAUUGUUAAAGAAAGAUUUACUAUUUUAAUCACUAUCAGUGUAGAAUUUGGCGCACGUCUUGUUACAAUUGAGGAUAAAAAAAUUAAACUUCAAAUUUGGGAUACGGCCGGGCAAGAAUCUUUUAGAAGUAUAACGAGGAGUUAUUAUCGUGGUGCAGCUGGUGCUUUGUUAGUUUACGAUAUCACCAGACGUGAAACUUUUGAACAUCUACAUAUUUGGUUGGAGGAUGCUCGUCAGCACUCCAAUUCUAACACUACAAUAAUGCUUAUUGGUAAUAAGAAGGAUCUUGAAACUAAACGUGCUGUUUCUUAUGAGGAAGGUGAAAAGUUUGCCAGGCAGAAUAAUUUAUUUUUUAUAGAAGCUUCUGCAAAAACUGCAGAAAAUGUUGAAAAGGCAUUUAAUAUUCCAGCUCAAGAUAUUUAUAGGAAAAUCAAAGAAUCAAUAUUUGAUGUUACAAAUGAGGCGCAUGGUAUUAAGGUUGGAGGUCAAUCUAGAAUUGGGUCCAAUACGGUACCAAUUGAUGCAAAGGGUGGCAAUAAUGAAUGUUGCAAAUAA